UGCCGCUUCCUUUCGGAGCCCUGCUCGGGGAGUGGGGGGGGGUGUCUGGGGAGAGAAAGGAAAGAUUUGUGCCGGGGGGCGUCCCUUCUUCCUCACGGUGCUGUCUGUCUGUCUGUCUCGAAUGACAGCUAUGGCAGAUAAUCAUAAGGACAAUUGGGUAGCCCUGGUGGCUGCAGCAGAACAGUACCGGCGUCAAACAGGCAACGAAAUUGUUUUGCUCACAGCCUUCCGGGCACCACCCCCUGGCAACUACAGCUAUGCGCACCAUGGGAGUGGGGCUCUAGCAGAUGCCGUUCAACGCUACCUCGAAGAUAUUGCAGUGGUUCAUAAAACCACUGCCUUCACCUAUAUUGCCCGCCCUCCCUCAAACCCUCAUCCACUUCCCCCACUAGGAUCCUAUUCCCAAAGUUACCCCCCUACUUAUGCUCCAGAUGAACUUGCCCCACACAGGACGCCUACCUCCCAGGGAGGCCUGCCUCAGGCUUCGGGAGGCCAAGAACACGAAGAUGAAGAUGAUGAAGGUGACAGAAAUACAUUGACUGAACUGGAACAACCCGGUGGGAAAAACCCUCCUAGUGACACUACUGGUCUGUUUGUGAUGGACGAAGAUUCUCCAAGCCAAGAUUAUGAGCCUUUUUUUGAUUCUGAUGUGGAAAGCACUGACGAUGGGAGUCUGAGUGAGGAGGCUCCAGGACAGACAGCUCCUCCACCCCCAAGCCAUCAGUAUGCCAAAUCCCUCCCUGUCUCCGUGCCCAUCUGGGGCUUUAAAGAACAACGCCAAGAGAUGCGAUCCUCUGACGAAGAGAACAGUAAGCAUUCGUCUCCUGACCUCGAGAAGAUUGCUGCCAGCAUGAGAGCUCUGGUGCUGCGGGUUUCAGAUGGCACAGAGAUGUUUGGAGACCUGCCUCGGCCACGCCUGAAUACGAGUGACUUCCAGAAGCUGCAGAGGAAAUAUUAAUAGAUCUGGCCAUUGAUCCUACCACCUCGGCACCAUUUUCCUCCACUACCAAAAAUCGGUAGACAGGGUUCAGAGCUCGUCUCAAGCCAUACUGUUCAAAUUCUGCCCUCCGCUCCUCCAGCCAUUGCUCCCACAAGCUAUAAUUUAAAAUGGGCAACCUCAAUUUCACACUACAGAUGGGCUGGAGGGGUUAUAAUUACCUCCUUUUUUUUCCAAACGGGAAGCCUCCUCCUCUAUGAUUUGAAUACAAAAGUCAGUGUUUCUCAACCAUGGCAACUUUAAGGUGUGAGGACUUCAACUCCCAGAAUUCCCUAGCCAGCUGUGAUUCUGGGAGUUGAAGUCCCCACACUUUAAAGUUGCCAUGGUUGAGAAACACUGACCUUAGCUAUAACAGCCCUUCUGAGAGGGGCUUCUGACACACCAUGACACACAAGACAGGAACACUAGAGACACCCUGACAAAAGUAGCUCUUCCACCAUGCCUUGCCUCUGCCGCGCCAACCCUCUCCAACCGAUCUUUCUUCAACAAGCUAUUGGAAAUUCUCCAUCUCCUUUUUUUUUUCUCCCCAAUUAAGUGUCUUAAAGGAAGAUCCUUUGCACACGAAGUGGGCUUGUUUAUACUUUGGUUUAAAUUAACCAUCCCUUUGAGGAACAGUGAAUGGAAGGAGGGUUCUAUGCCAUUUUGCUGUUCUUCAUUUUCUUUUCUCCCACAUGUAAAUCUCUCCCCAUUUCCAGGAGUAGAAUUUCAGGGUCCUUUUUACUUUCGGGGAGGUUGGUGCAAAUGUGUCCUUCCACCCUGUGGCAGGUGGGAUGCGAAAGAGGGUCUAGGGGCUGUGUACAGCCUCGGACUGAUCCCACUCCAACCCAGCCUACUUUUGUAUCAGAUUUUCAAGAGCCAUUUCUGGCUCAAGCCCUCUAUUUUUGUCCAAAGACGAUUGGCGAAUUGGAAGAGAGAGGAUAUUUUGUUCUCCUUCCUGCCAACCUAUAAGCCAAUAAAAAUAAUAAUAAUAAAGUUGUCUUUUACCAACUC
Molecule: messenger RNA, 1987 nt
Organism: Pantherophis guttatus
Lineage: Eukaryota; Metazoa; Chordata; Lepidosauria; Squamata; Colubridae
Gene: AKT1S1
Product: AKT1 substrate 1
Biological process (GO): negative regulation of protein kinase activity; neurotrophin TRK receptor signaling pathway; negative regulation of TOR signaling
Cellular component (GO): cytoplasm
Source: RefSeq, a predicted model, not a curated record